AUGUCCGGGGUCAACAUUAGUGGAACUUGGCGCACCCUAGUGCCAUCGGCUUCUUGGCGUUUCGAAACGAAGACUGCAAGGGGCCUCGAGGUGGUGGUGGUGCAUCUCUACACCCCACAGGAGGAAGAGCUUGGGCAAGAGGCGUCCAUGGUGGCCAGAGCCGAGGUGGAUGACGAAGCAGUGGUCCCGCGGUUGAAGACGAACGGCAAUGGCACGGGUAACAAGGGAGGUCUGAGGGCGCGGUGGUGCUGA
This is a messenger RNA of Triticum turgidum subsp. durum (durum wheat), 252 nucleotides long. The record is from the annotation of a GenBank genome assembly. NCBI's taxonomy places the organism in Eukaryota, Viridiplantae, Streptophyta, Magnoliopsida, Poales, Poaceae.